Liolophura sinensis is the source of this 2359-nucleotide messenger RNA. Its product is annotated as polypeptide N-acetylgalactosaminyltransferase 5-like. The record is from RefSeq and is a predicted model, not a curated record. Gene Ontology annotation, cellular component: Golgi apparatus. Gene Ontology annotation, molecular function: polypeptide N-acetylgalactosaminyltransferase activity. Gene Ontology annotation, biological process: protein O-linked glycosylation. NCBI's taxonomy places the organism in Eukaryota, Metazoa, Mollusca, Polyplacophora, Chitonida, Chitonidae. The transcript has 13 exons. Bases 267 to 2285 code for a protein of 672 amino acids.
UGGCCGGCCGGUUGACAAUGCACUGCGCUCUUAAAUGCGGAACGCUUUGCCGGUGUUGAUGGCAGUAAUAUUGCAUCCAAAGAACAGUUUAAAACUAUGCAAGAAGAGCUAGCAUAUAGUCUUCAUACACGUAGCUUCGGAGCCUGGCUGAAGAGAUUUCAAACGUACCAGAGAUGAUGUAUACAUCUUAUACAGCGGUGAAUCCCGUUUUUAGGUUAUUCUACUCGGAUAUCAUCACGUGAAGCGCAGAUUGGCCAAUUGAAACGAUGAGAGUCAAUAUGCGGCAUUCCGAUUGGCUGUGGGAAAUCAUUCUGAUUGGAUUACCAGUGACAUGCAUAAUUAUGGUAGCUGUGAUUAUAUUCGUCUCCAGUUUUGAUUCUUCGUAUAUUGAAGACUCGUACAUUAGGCAUGCGCGCAAGCAUCGCGUGACACAUGAGCCAUAUGUGGAUAUGGUGGAACGGGCAGAGACGCUGUCUGAUGUGAACGGAAAGCUAGAGGCUCUUCGAAAAGAAAAAAUCCAUCAAGCUUUGGAAAAUGACCAAAAAAGAAAAAAGACUCGAGUUACAAAAAACAUUCCAGUCGUCGACAACAAAGGUGCCAAUGAGAUGAGGUCGGGUGUGUACGAGGAGACUCAGCCAAUCAGGGAAAGCGUUAGGAACGACCUCGGACUCGUAAUGGAGCGACCAAUAGAUCCCGACGCUCCAGGAGAGGGUGGCCUAGGCGUGCAAGUGGAUAAAAAUACCCUCAGUCCAGAAGAGCUCUCCCAAUACGAAGCUGGAUGGAAGAAAAAUAACUUUAACCAGUAUCUGAGUGAUAAGAUAUCUUUACAGAGGCGUCUGAAUGACGUGCGGCUAUUAACAUGUAAUGAUCUCAGUUACCCACGAGAGUUACCGGACACUAGUGUCAUCAUCUGUUUUCACAACGAGGCCAUGUCGACAUUGUUACGCACCGUGUACAGCAUCAUAAACCGCUCCCCUCCCGAUCUGCUGAAGGAGAUCAUACUGGUGGACGACUUCUCCACGGAAGAUCACCUUAAGGAGCCACUGGAGAAUUAUUUGUCGGGUAUACCCAAGGUCACAUUAGUUAGGUCUAGUCAGAGGGAGGGGCUUAUACGGGCGCGGUUGCUAGGAUACCAAGUUGCCACGGGCAAGGUGCUCAUCUUUAUGGACUCGCACUGUGAAUGUCAACCAGGUUGGCUCGAACCUCUCCUCACUCCGAUCUCUGAAAACAGUACCUUGAUUACUUGUCCAAUCAUCGACUCGAUCUACGACAACACAUUUGAAUAUGUGGGUACCAAUGGCAACGAGAGAACCUCCCUCCAAGUCGGCGGUUUUGAUUGGCAGCUCCUCUUUCGUUGGACUCCGAUGUCACCCAAUGAACGAUAUCGCAGGAAAAAGCUGACUGACCCUGCUAGAAUGUAUCAAAGGAAAAGACCGAUUAAAAUGAAGAGUCCGGCCAUGCCCGGGGGUAUAUUCGCCAUCAAUCGUGAAUUUUUCACUCACAUAGGGACAUAUGACGCGGGUAUGGAGAUCUGGGGAGGGGAGAACAUUGAGACGUCCUUAAGGGUGUGGAUGUGUGGAGGAGGAAUUUUAACCAUCCCUUGCUCGCACGUGGGCCAUAUUUUCCGACGGUCUACUCCUUACACGUGGAAGGAGGGUGUUGACGUCAUCAAAAAGAACUCCGUGCGUCUGGCGGAAGUUUGGCUGGAUGACUACAAGAAGUAUUACUACGAUAGAAUACACUAUGAUUUGGGGGAUUAUGGGGAUGUGUCAGAUCGCCAGCGUCUCCGUCAGCGGCUCCAGUGUCGAUCUUUCCAGUGGUACUUGGAUAACGUCUAUCCCCAUCUGUAUGUGCCCGUAGACGUCAAGGCUUCUGGUAAUAUAAAGUCUGUGUCUUCAGAACUCUGCUUACAAGGCCCCACCCCUCAUACUGACACCUCUCGGUACAGCCUUACCCUCAGCCCCUGCACUAACAUCGAGAUACAGUACUGGGUGUACAGCGACGGCGAAGAGAUCAGGCGAGACGAGCAGUGUCUCCAUUACGUCCAGGAUAACCCACCAAGUGGGAGCCGAUGUCACGGUGGGAAGGGCAACCAGCAUUGGAGAUACCGAGAGGAUAAUACGAUUUUUCACCCGGAGACAGAUUCGUGUUUGGAAAUACUAGCCGACAAGUCCACAGUGCAUAUGGCCAAGUGCUCAGCGAAACCCGAACAGCUUUGGGAAUGGACGAGAAAAGCACCUGGCCAGAAAGUGAUGUCGGAUUAUGACUACGCCAGGAGUUGGUGAACUGCGCCUAUAACUGGCGAAAUCUUGUGUUGUGAAUUUUUUUAGUCAAUAAACAGCGUGUAGAUCUGAGAUGA